Saxophila tyrrhenica is the source of this 2859-nucleotide messenger RNA. RefSeq lists its product as uncharacterized. The coding region runs from base 1 to 2859 and encodes 952 amino acids. The record is from RefSeq and is a predicted model, not a curated record. The transcript is spliced from 4 exons. Lineage: Eukaryota; Fungi; Ascomycota; Dothideomycetes; Mycosphaerellales; Extremaceae.
AUGCCCUCGUCGCUGCUCCCGUCCCGCUACCAGCAGAACGAUGCCUCCGCCACCUACUUCCUACCCUUAGUCCUGCUGCUCAGCUCUGUCGUUUCCAGCAUUGGCACAUCUGUCGCGCACGCCCUCCUCACCAGCGCUGUCGCAUGGACUGUCUUGAGCGUAUACACCAGCGUCAGACUACGAAGAGGGCGGAACGGGAAGGAGGAGAAUGGUGUCAACAGGCAGGCGCGCAGACUGUCAUGGGCAGCAGGGGGGCUACUUGCAUUGGCCAGGAUAUGUGAGCGUGCGGUGGAUGGGAGGGGGAUAUGGUGGGCCAAUGGCCUCCUUCCCUUGACCCUGACGAUUUUCCUCUCUACCUCCAUCCUCCCCCCUCUCAACGAGCCGACCAGCCCCCCCGCGAGUCCAGAGAAAUCACGACCGAAUGCCUCCUACCCAACGAGUCCGAAUACAUCCCUCAUCAUCCUCACAGCCUCGGCGGUAGCAGCAAUCUUCGCCGCGCUAGGGUCCAACGCGACCAUCGCCCUAGGCCUGUCGGACGCUCUGGUCACAUCUCUGGCUUUCUUGCUGGUCGAGCGGGCGCACAGCGAAGCGAAGCAUGGGAAUAGUGGCGGCAGCGUGAUAUACGCCGCUAAUGGCCUUCUCGCGCAGCCAGCUGCUGGAUCGGGAGGCAGUGGGGAUGCGAAGACGGCGGUCAUGAGAGAUGUUGCAGUGGGGUCAGCUGUGUGUACGACGGUGGCUGCGCUCACGCUGGAGAGCUUUUCGUUUGGUGGAUUGGGGUAUUGGGGAGUUUUUGGGCAGGUGUUGGGUGAUAAUUGGAUGUUCUGGGAUGGCGUUUUGGGAGUGGCGUAUGCAGUGGGCAUGAUACAACGGCAAGGCUCACUGGUAGCGAGCUUCGUCCCUCUGGCGGCGUCCAUAUGCUCGCAAAUGCUCGUCGAUUUCUCCUUGAGCAGGGUAUGGUUCGCCGUCUUAUGCGCAGUGUCGACAUAUACCUUCUUCGACGAGCAGGAGACCUUCUCUGCAGGAUCCGGGAGGACACUGCGUCCAACAAGAAUCUUGACUCUCGUCGCCGUCAUCUCGUUUGGCGUCCUCGCCGUCCUGUCUCUUCGCCAGCCCUACGAAGCAUAUCGCUUCAGGACGCCUGCAGAUAGCACGCAAGGCACCGGAGAGUCGGACACGCGACCACCUCCGACCUCAUUUGCUCCACUGGAGUUUACCAACUCGCGAGUGCACCCUAUCGAUCAGCUGGUGCGGGACGCCGAGGUCGAAUGGAUGAAGGUUGUGCAAGGCCAAUCGCAAAGCCUGGAGCAAGCGGUGGCUGAAUACAGACGGCGAUACCAGAUACCGCCUCCGCCAAAUUUCGACAAAUGGUACGAGUUCGCAAAGCGGAAAGGCGUCCAGCUUAUUGACGAGUACGACACCAUCUACCAUUCCCUCCGACCUUUCUGGGCACUGCAGCCCGAAACCAUCAGAACACGCGCCCAGGAAGCCAUCGGUAACAACGACAACUUCUUGAUGGGUCUACUUAUCCGCGAUGGCACGGCAAAGUAUGUUGAGAACGGACAAGACUGGCUGCAGCAAGCUGUCGUUGGCAUGAUUGAGCAGUUCGUCAAGUACCUUCCCGACAUGGACAUUGCCUUCAACACGCAUGACGAACCUCGCGUGGUUGUGCCCCACGACGAUCUGACACGCCUUGUCAAGGAGGCGACCAACAAGUUCAUGCCGGCAGCCUUCGCCAACCCCCAUCCUCGCAACUCAUUCUCUCCCCGACCGAACGACCUCACCAUUGGGACUCGAAUUCCGGAAGCAAAAACAACAAGAUUCAACGUCUACGCUCAUCAGCCCGUCUGGAUCCCUUCUCGCCUCUCCUGCCCACCAGACAGCCCAGCACGUGCUCUCGACGAAGGACUUGCUGGGGACAACCUUACCGCUUACGCCUUGACAGAGCUCGGCUUCGUCUACAACGCCACCGCCUUCUCCGAUGUCUGCAACUCCCCCUCCUUUGCCGGCAGCCACGGCUUCUUUGAGCGUCCAAACGCUUUCAAUGUCGUGCACGACCUCUUCCCCAUCUUCAGCCAGAGCAAGAUGAGUGCUUUCCAGGACAUCCUCUACCCCAGUCCAUGGUACUGGUACGGCAAAGUCGACUACGUCGAACGCCAAGACCUCGAUUGGAAGAACAAGAUCCACUCCAUGCUCUGGCGUGGCUCCACAACAGGUGGCUUCAGCCGCAACGGCGGAUGGCGCCGCCAGCACCGACAACAGAUGGUCAAACAUCUCAACGCCCUCGACAACGCCAAAGUCCUCGAGAACAUAAACAAAGACCCCGGCCGCGACGAGAAUACGCCCGAGUGGAAACUCAAGACCGUCCCGCGCUCCGACUACAAAGAAGUCAUGGACGUGCACUUCUCGCACAUCGGCCAGUGCGACCCGGGCGACUGCGACGCCAUGAAGGAGUACUUCGGCAUCACCGAGGGCGUCGACCAGCAGGACCACUGGAAGUGGAAGUACCUGCUCGACAUGGACGGGAACGCCUUCAGCGGCCGUUUCUACGCUUUCUUGAAGAGCAAGAGCUUGGUGUUCAAGAUGGCGGUGUUCCGGGAAUGGCAUGCAGAUUGGCUGAAGCCUUGGGUGCAUUUCAUCCCGUUGAGUUUGCGCGGUGAUGAGGCGUUGGAGGCUGUGAGGUAUUUUUCGGGUGAGCCGGAUGGGAAGAGGGAUGCGGUGAGGUUGGCGGAGCAGGGGAGGGAGUGGGCGGCCAAGGCGUUGCGGAAUGAGGAUUUUGAGGUUUGGUUUUUUCGGUUGUUGCUUGAGUAUGGUAGGCUUGUUGAUGAUGCGAGGGCGGAGAUCGGGUAUGCUGGGUCGUAA